UCAAGAUCCUCAAGAGAUGGCGAAUGGAGGUUUUCCUUUCCAAAUGCCGAUGCUCACAAAGAACAACUAUGAUAAUUGGAGUAUCAAGAUGAAGGCGCUACUAGGAGCUCAAGAUGUGUGGGAUAUCAUAGAGAAUGGCUUCGAGGAGCAAGAUGAAGCCUCGCUAAGCCAAGGUGUAAAGGAGACGUUGAAGGAGUCAAGAAAGAGAGACAAGAAAGCUCUCUUUCUCAUUUAUCAAUCGGUGGAUGAAGAUACAUUUGAGAAGAUAUCCAACGCAACGACGGCCAAAGAAGCAUGGGAUAAGCUUCAAACUUGCAACAAAGGAGUUGAGCAGGUAAAAAUGAUUCGUCUUCAAACUCUUAGAGGUGACUUUGAGCGUUUGUUUAUGGAGGAGUCCGAGUCAAUUUCUGAUUAUUUUUCUCGAGUAUUGGCCGUAGUCAAUCAACUUAAAAGAAAUGGUGAAGAUGUUGAUGAGGUGAAGGUCAUGGAAAAAAUACUUCGAACUUUAAAUCCAAGUUUUGACUUCAUUGUAACCAACAUUGAAGAAAACAAGGAUUUAAAGACCAUGACUAUUGAGCAACUCAUGGGUUCCUUACAAGCAUACGAAGAAAAAAAAAAGAGAAAAAUUAAACAAAAGGAGGCUACGGAGCAACUACUACAACUCAACGUAAAGGAAGCAAACUAUGCAAAUUACAAGAGCCAAAGAGGACGAGGUCGCGGCCAAGAUCGUGGACGUGGAUGAGGACAUGGAGGAGAAGGAAGAGGUGGUUACAACAACCACUCCAACAAAUUCAACAAUGGAGAAAGAAGUUGGAAUCCACAAGUAACAAGAGGUCGUGGAAGAGGAAAUUCAUGGUUGAGGUAUGACAAAUCACAA
Molecule: messenger RNA, 877 nt
Organism: Glycine soja
Lineage: Eukaryota; Viridiplantae; Streptophyta; Magnoliopsida; Fabales; Fabaceae
Exons: 1
Coding region: 17-742 (241 amino acids)
Source: RefSeq, a predicted model, not a curated record